This is a messenger RNA of Coccinella septempunctata (seven-spotted ladybird), 681 nucleotides long. RefSeq lists its product as uncharacterized. The transcript is spliced from 2 exons. Lineage: Eukaryota; Metazoa; Arthropoda; Insecta; Coleoptera; Coccinellidae. The record is from RefSeq and is a predicted model, not a curated record. The coding region runs from base 28 to 618 and encodes 196 amino acids.
UGCAAUUAACCCAUACCGGUUCUUACCAUGAAGACAUACAAGUCAUUAAUUUUCAUUUUUUUGAGUGUCAGUAACGUUUUCUUCUUGCCAGUCGAUUCCUUGGAAUGUCGGUAUUGCACAGGCUCAGGAGAUUCCAAUGACUGUCGCACAGGAAACGUAACGGAUCUCACGACAUGCAAGGGAGAGGAUCACUGUUAUGCAGAGUAUAUAUUGAAUGAAGGACAUAAACCUUAUUAUCGUAGAGGAUGUGCCACUGGUGACAGGUGCCAACAACAAAUGAGAAGUCAUUUUGCCGCACUCAAAUUCUGUAGUACUUGUCAAGGUUCGAAAUGCAAUAGUAAGAUGAUUGGGUCUAAGGAUCCAUCGUCCUCCUUGUGUACGAGUUGUGAGAGUAAUUAUUACGACAGUGACUGCAGGAAAGGUACAGUCAACACAUACGGCGAAUGUAAAAAAGGGGCCCGGUGUCUACAAUAUCAGCUUGCGACGAAUAGAAUAAGUUUAUGGAAGAGAGAAUGUGGUGACACAAAUUCGUGUAGCACACUCAAGCAAAAAUACGGGGGAACCAUAUUACAAUGCAUCGUAUGUGAACACGAACUGUGUAACAAUUAUCCAAUGUAAAUUUCUCCUAACUGUGAAACUGUAAUCUAUUUUCACUUACGAAAUUAAAUGACAUUGAACAUA